Molecule: messenger RNA, 699 nt
Organism: Aptenodytes forsteri (emperor penguin)
Lineage: Eukaryota; Metazoa; Chordata; Aves; Sphenisciformes; Spheniscidae
Exons: 4
Coding region: 1-699 (232 amino acids)
Biological process (GO): integrin-mediated signaling pathway; leukocyte tethering or rolling; heterotypic cell-cell adhesion
Cellular component (GO): membrane
Molecular function (GO): integrin binding involved in cell-matrix adhesion
Source: RefSeq, a predicted model, not a curated record
AUGCCCACAGCCCUCCGGCCCACGGCAGUUCCGGCGGGGAGCCCCAGCACAGCCGGGCCCGUGACCACUACGGCACUGCCCCCAGAGCCGAGUGUCCCCACACAUGAUCCCACCACAGCCCUGACCACCACACUGCAGGAGCCCGAUGCUGAGACCAUCCUGGAGCCAGCUGCUGCCACCAAACCCCCCUCCACAGAGCGCCCUGCUCCCCGUGACCUCGUUGCAGGCAGUCCCACGGGACGUCUGGCCACCACCAUGCUUCCUGGCUCCAGCACCGGGACAGGACCAUCCGUGGGGACAGCGCCCGCCUGCAGCCUGCAGAUCUGGUCGCUGCCUCCCAACGGGACGCGGGGCAGGGCCCUGCGCAUCGAGUGCCGCGCACAGUGCGCUGGGAACGCCACGGUCCGCUGGCUGCAGACCCCGGUGGCCCUCUCGCAGUACCGGGAGGAGGCGGUGGGCAGCAGCUCCACGCUGUGGCUGGACCGCACUGAGCCCCGGCACCAGGGCCACUACCAGUGUGUCCUGCUCGGCCACCGCUCCCAGGUGGUCAGUCUGCAGCUGACAGUCUUGGAUGAGUCGUUCAGCGCGGGCCCCGCCAUCGCUGCGGGGACAACGGUCUCGCUGUUGGCACUGAUCGUGACUGGCGUCAUGUCUCGUCGCCUGUGGAAACGAUUCAGAUCUCAGUACGAGCUGCCCUAG